Talpa occidentalis (Iberian mole) is the source of this 7523-nucleotide messenger RNA. It is a transcript of the gene ZNF84, whose product is annotated as zinc finger protein 84. Gene Ontology annotation, biological process: regulation of transcription by RNA polymerase II. Gene Ontology annotation, molecular function: RNA polymerase II cis-regulatory region sequence-specific DNA binding; DNA-binding transcription factor activity, RNA polymerase II-specific. NCBI's taxonomy places the organism in Eukaryota, Metazoa, Chordata, Mammalia, Eulipotyphla, Talpidae. The transcript is spliced from 4 exons. The coding region runs from base 44 to 2284 and encodes 746 amino acids. The record is from RefSeq and is a predicted model, not a curated record.
GCAGAUCUCAGAUGUUACAACCGUCUUGAACAGGCAACAGAAAAUGAUGGCAUCACAGGCGUCCUUCACGUUUGAGGACUUGGCUGUGGACUUCACGGCGGAGGAGUGGCGGCUGCUGGGCCAGCGCCAGAAGGACCUUUACCGGGAUGUUAUGCUGGAGACCUACGGCAGCCUGGUGUCGCUUGGGUACGAGGCGGUGAAGCCGGAUGUCAUCUCCAGGCUGGAGCAGGGAGCGGAGCCAUGGGCAGGAGCUGGAGAAAUGCCGGGGUCAGGCCCCUCUGAAGAAGCCUGGCAAGUAGAUGGUCACAUGAUCUUGCACCAAGAUGACCAAGAGAUGCUUAAAAAUAUGAAAGGAGAUCACGUGUGUGAUGAUUUUAGAAAAAGUUUCAAUCCGAACCUGAGCUUUGUUCCUUUAAGGAAAUCAAACAAUGACAGUGAUGUCGAAGGAUUAAUUUUAAAGCAUCAUUUAGAUUUACUUACUCCAAAGGCAGAUUAUGGGAAAACAGAACCAGAUAACUUGAAUGUAUUUGAAAAAUUGUUUCUCCAUGCCAAGCCUGAAGAAAGUGAUACUUGGUUGAAAUACUAUAAGUGUGUUAAGUAUGAUACUGUUAGCUAUAAGAAGUCACAGAUCAUCAUAUAUCAUCGAACUCGUCUAGGGGAGAAACUCCAUGAAUGCAGUGAAUGUAGGAAAUGCUUUAGUAAGAAAUCAAGUCUCGUUAAGCAUCAGAGCAAACAUAUAAGAGAGCUAGCCUAUGGCUGUGGUAAAUGUGGCAAAACCUUUCCCCAGAAGUCACAGUUUAUUACACAUCACAGAACUCAUACAGGAGAGAAACCUUAUGACUGCAACCAGUGUGGGAAGGCCUUCUCCCAAAAGUCACAACUCACAUCCCAUCAGAGGACACACACAGGAGAGAAACCCUAUGAAUGUGGUGAGUGUGGGAAAACCUUCUCCCGGAAGUCACAUCUCAUAUCACAUUGGAGGACACACACAGGAGAAAAGCCAUAUGGCUGUAAUGAAUGUGGGAGGGCCUUUAGUGAAAAGUCAAAUCUCAUUAACCACCAGAGAAUCCAUACAGGAGAGAAGCCUUUUGAAUGCAGGGAAUGUGGGAAAGCCUUCAGCAGGAAGUCACAGCUUGUUACACAUCACAGGACUCACACAGGAACGAAACCGUAUGGAUGUAGUGAUUGUAGAAAAGCCUUCUUUGAGAAGUCAGAGCUUAUUAGACAUCAGACAAUUCAUACUGGGGAAAAACCCUAUGAAUGCAGUGAGUGCAGGAAAGCCUUCAGAGAGAGGUCAAGCCUCAUUAACCAUCAGAGGACGCACACAGGGGAGAAACCACACGGAUGCAUUCAGUGCGGGAAAGCCUUCUCCCAGAAGUCACACCUCAUAUCGCAUCAGAUGACACACACCGGAGAGAAACCCUUUGUGUGCAGCAAAUGUGGGAAGGCCUUCAGUAGAAAAUCCCAGCUCGUUAGACAUCAGAGAACUCAUACAGGUGAAAAGCCCUAUGAAUGCAGUGAGUGUGGGAAAGCCUUCAGUGAGAAACUAAGCCUUACUAAUCAUCAGAGAAUUCAUACGGGAGAAAAACCCUACGUGUGCAGUGAGUGUGGGAAAGCCUUUUGUCAGAAGUCACAUCUCAUAUCACAUCAAAGGACACACACGGGAGAGAAACCCUAUGAAUGCAGUGCAUGUGGGAAAGCCUUUGGUGAGAAAUCAAGCCUUGCAACUCAUCAGAGAACUCAUACGGGAGAAAAACCCUAUGAAUGCAGAGACUGUGAAAAAGCCUUCUCCCAGAAGUCACAGCUCAAUACUCACCAGAGAAUUCACACAGGAGAGAAACCCUAUGAAUGCAGUCUUUGUAGGAAAGCCUUCUUCGAGAAGUCAGAGCUUGUUAGACAUCAGAGAACUCAUACGGGAGAAAAGCCUUAUGAGUGCAGUGAGUGUAGAAAAGCCUUCCGGGAGAAGUCAAGUCUCAUUAAUCAUCAGAGAAUACAUACAGGAGAGAGGCCGUUUGAAUGUGGUCAGUGUGGCAAAGCCUUCUCUCGGAAAUCACACCUCAUACCACAUCAGAGGACACACACAGGCGAGAAGCCCUAUGCGUGCAGUGAAUGUAGGAAGGCCUUCUCUCAGAAGUCACAGCUUGUUAAUCAUCAGAGGAUUCACACAGGAGAGAAACCAUAUAAGUGCAACGAGUGUGGGAAAGCCUUCUCCCAGAAGUCACAGCUCAUUAACCAUCAGCGAACUCAUGUGGUAAAGAAGUCCUUAGAAAUGAAGUUAACAUAAGUCUGUGAUAGAGAUUUUAUUGUACUUCAGGAUGUUGUGUUUGUGGUAAGUCUUUGAGAGAAUAGUAACAUCUGAGUAAUCUGAGUAGUACUUUAGGGUAGGGCUCUCAAUGAAGCUAUAUAGGGAACAUUUUCAGCAGAUAACGUGUUUAUAUAGCAGAGUCGAAUGAGGCUUUGAUCCACUGGUUUAAAAAAAGCCUUUCACACCAUUGUUAGAUCUUACUCUGUUUAAAGAUAACAGCAAAGACAAUACUGUGGAUAUCAGAAUAUCUCUCAGAGGUCAGAUCUCAUUAGCUCUUGGAUAAACUAGCCCAGUGAGGGAGGGAGGGCAAACUCCUUGAAUGCAACAAGUGAGGUCAUAUUUUCGUGAAGAAAGGGAAGCGCUGCACAUAUGAAAAUCCCUUCAGGAAUGAAAUUCUAUAAAAAUACUUAAUGGAGCAGUUUCAGCAAGUGAUCUUCCCAUGCUGUAUUUUGGAGUAUUCCCAUUUGUGGACAAGUCCAACUGUAAAAAUGUUGGAUAUAUGUGCCCCUAGAAAUAGCACCAUAAAGGGGAGCCAUAUCCUUACAGAUAUGGGCACCAAAAAUACCCAAUUCCAAAAGGUUGACAGAUUCACUUUGAAGUAUGGACGUUUUUAGAAAGUGGGAAUAAAUUGAAUCCCUGAAACAUCUAAGUAAGAACGUUCUCAGUGGUGUUUAUGGCUCCUUUUCUUGUACCACAUUGUUUUCUAUUUUGUAAUUUCAUGUGAUAAUUGGGAGCAUGACAUGCACAUGCCUUACAGUGCCUCUGAUGUCUGUCAGCAUGCAACUCGUCACUGGUUUUCAUUCUAACGCUGCUAUACAAAUGGUAACUGAAGCCAGAUCUCCUUGCUAAUUUAGUAACUUAGCUCCUAACACCACGUCUCUUUUUCCCUCAUGGUUUGUUGGCAUCUUAAAGGGUCUGUUUUUUACUGGCCUUUAUCUUGAGUAACAGAACACAAUAUAUAAAGUCUUCUGUGUCCUUGGAGCCCAAGAAAUGGGUUAUGUAAAACCCCGUCCAUAGGUAUUCAAAGAGAGGAACCAUAGAGUAGUGAUUCAUGAGGCAAGUGAGCAAAAGGUUUGGAAGUGCGAACCCUUACCCAGCACUCGAGUGAAGUGUCAGUGGUGCGUGUCUCGGUGGGUGCCUCCCUGUCUAAGUGUCAGUGUGCGCGUAUGAAGUGCUGCAUGACGCACGUACAGCCUACCUCUUCAUUUAUUAUGAUGCGAUAUGGGUGCUGUGUGCUGCUGUUAUGGUUUUGACAUUUCAUAAAAUAUCUUGUAAAAAAUUACAUGGAGAAAUAAAUUAUUUAAAUUACCAUAGAAAAUAUAAAAUACAGGGGGCCUCCCUGGUGGUGCAAGGGGUUAGGCUCCGCACUGUGAAGCAAUCCACAGCCUCUGCCAUGCGAGUUCGAUUCCCGGCCGGCCAGGGAGCAAUCCGCAUGGCCCGUCAGACCUCUCCUGUCUUGCCUACUGCUCCCCUCAGCAGUGGAUUUCAGUCAGUCUGCCUGUUCUGCUCCCCAUUCUGCCUCUGGUGAAUCCUCUCCCACAUCUCUGGCCUGUACUCCAGCUCUCGUAUGCAUGAAUAGAUAAAUCUUUAAAAAAAAAAUGUAAAAUACAGAAAUUUUGUGGUGAGAAAUACAUUUUUGAUGUAUCCCAGGAAGCUUGUUUUGCCUUCAUGAAUUUCUGUGUUGACUACACCGGUAUUAGGAGACAAUAUCUUUUUUUUUUUUUAAAUAUUUAUUUACUUAUUUGUUUAUUUAUUUGUGCAAGCACUGGGUACAGUCAGAGCCGCGUGAGGGUGAGAGGAUUCACCAGAGCCAGAGCGGGGAGCAGAACAGGCAGACUGACAAAGUACACUGCUGAGGGGAGCAGUGGGCACAACCGGAGAAGUCUGCACGCCAUGUGGGACCCUCACUGGUGGCCGGGGAUCAAACCAGCGCUGCGGGAGCUUCACAGCCCAGCGCUCAACCGCUGCGCCACCAGGGGAGGCCCAUACAAUAUCUUCUUUUGUCAUGUAAAAUAUAUUUCCAUGUGGGAGUAGUCCCGUUGUGAACUUAGUAUUUUGUAGUUAUGUUUCCCUUUGGAAGUGCAUGCCUGCCCCUACCCCGCCAAACGGGCACCUUGUAGUGAGCUCUCUGGUGAAGUCAACAGUAUUUUUUGUAUGAUGAACGUCAGAAAAGUUUAAGAUUAAUCUUCUUUCUAAACUAGGAAAAGUCAAGACUUUUCUCAUACACAAGCUGUCUUACCCGUGUGGUGUGUUUCACCUUUGAUUCUGACAGCAUUUUUUCUUCUACCCAUUUUACAUUAUUAUUGAGCAAUUGGAACUUAAAUAUGAGUAAAUUUACAAGCCAGUGCACCAGAAUUUCAACAGCCAACUAAUCCUGAAUUUUCACAUGAUAAUUAAGAGUUCAGUUUCCUGAUGUUUUAUAUAUACUCAAGAUUUAUAUCCUGCUUAAUACCUGAAAGUCAUUUUACCAGACAAGGGAAAAAGACCUUUGUUAAUGAGUUCAUAGUUAGUGUAGUUCUAAUCUGUGGUUUCCCCCCUUCCAUAUGUCAUGAUUCGCUGGCGGCCAGGGAACGAACCGGCGCUGCAGAGGCUGCGCGCAGCCUCCCGGCCAAGUGCUCAACCGCUGCGCCACCAGGAGAGGCCCUGUCAUGAUUCUCUUUUCUAUUCCCAGAGAUUAAUCUGUUAAAUUUUGAACUAUGAAGUGUGUUUUGUAACAAUUUUGUAAUUUUGCUCACUUCUAGUUUAUUCUGUUAAUGCAGCUAAACCUUGUAUUUCCUUCACUAGGUAAUGGAGCCUCAGCACUAGUCUGUUGGUUGAACAUUCCAGAGGUGGUGGGGGGGGGGAGUUAUUUUCGUGUCAGUUUUUAAAUUACCUUGGUAAACAAAAACAUUUCUCCUCUAGCCUUGCUGGUGGCCCAGGGGUUACUCUCGGUGCUAUCGCUGCUGCGGCCUGAGUUCAAUCCCUGGCCAGGGAGUUGACUCACAUGGCACAGCAGACCUCUCCUGUUGGGCCUGCUGCUCCCCCUCAGCAUUGGGUUUCAGUGGAUCCACCUGUUCUGCUCCCCACUCUCUGGUGAGUCCUCUCACUCCCCACCUCUGGCCUGCACCCCAGUUCUACGCAAAUAUUAAAAAAUAAAUUUAACUGAAAAAAAACCCACAACAUUUCCCCUCAUUGAUUCCUUCCACAAACCCCAAAUCAAGAAGAAAGCAGGUUCUAAAGUUACACUGCUUUGCUGUGCUUGCUUGGAGUACAGUCACGCUGAGCUAGGCUGUUGAAAGAGCCUUUUUUUUUUUUUUUUUUUAAAGAUUUAUAUAAGAACUGGGGUACAGGCCAAAUGCAGGGGAGGGUGAGAGGAUUCACCAGAGACAGAGUGGGGAGCAGAACAGGCAGACUGACUGAAAUACACUACUGAGGGGAGCAGCGGGCGCGAGAGGUGAGGUCUGCCCCACCAUGUGGGUUGCUUUCCGGCCGGCUGGAAUCGAACCAGCACUGCAGAGGCUACAGACAGCUUCACAGCGCAGCGCUCAAUCACCUGCGCCACCAGGGAGACCCAAGAGCCUCUUUUUUUUUUUUUUUAAGAUUUAUUUACUUAUACAAGAACUGGUGUACAGUCAGGGGUGCGGGAGGGUGAGAGAAUUCACCACCAGAGACAGAGUGGGGAGCAGAACAGGCAGACUGACCGAAGACACUGCUGAGGGGAGCAGUGGGGAGACAGGAGAGGUCUGAUGCACCAUGUAGGUUGCUCCCAGUCAGGAAUUGAACUGGUGCUGCAGAGGCUGCAGACAGCUUCACAGCGCAACGCUCAACCUGCUGCACCACAGGGGUGGCCCCCCCUUUUUUUUUUUUUAAAGAUUUAUGCACACAAGAGAUUCAGUGCAGGCCAGAGGUGCGGGAGUGAGAGGACUCCCCAGACAGAGCAGGGAGCAGAACAGGCAGAUCCACUGAAACCCACUGCCGAGAGGAGCAGCGGGAAGACAGGAGAGGUCUUCGGCACACUAUGGGUAGCUCCCUGGCUGGGGUUGCACUCAGGCUGCAGAUCACAGCACUGAGUCUCAAUCCUUGCGCCACCAGGGAGGCCCCAAGAACCUUCUCUUAUCUCACUGUGAGGCUCGUGCUCUGGCCUUGGACUCCAGCAGGUUCUGCAGUCACAGUUCCACCCACGGAAACGUGGGUUUUUGGAGGCUUGUCCUGACUUUGGGGCCUGUCCCGGGGGUGAUGUGGAGCUUUUCAUUGUGGGCCGUGAGGCCUCCUGACCAGCCUCUCUGCAGAGACCUGGAUGGAGCUCUCAUGCUUUGGGUCCGAGGACAUCUCUGGAGAACCCUGAGCAGAUCUCUGACUGCACCCGUGGGAGGAAUACCACCCUGCAGGCACCUGGAUGGACCCAGGCCUCGCUGGGUCAUCCACCCCAGCAUCCAAGCUCUGGCUGCUCGUUGCAGCAUUGUGGCUGGCACCCAGCAUCCCGCCCUGGCCCAACUGCUGCUCCGGAACCUCCCCGUUUCUCUGCAACCGCGUGCCUGCCUCUGCACCUGUCAAGCGCACUCUCUAAGUCAGUUUUUUACACUUGCAGUGUUUAAGAGGAGAUUCUGAUUACACCGUUGGUGGAGAACUGGUUCGCUGUGGGUUCAAGAAAUAACGCGUGUGUGGACUUUGCACAAGUGCACGUGUCUCCAUCAGCUUUGAACACUUCGCUCCGCAGUGUGGUGGUGGUGAACUACUUGCAGUAGUGAACUACUUGAAUGUUGGUGAACUACUUGAAUUUCCCACCACCUUUUGUCAUCCAAGCUUUCCUGAGUCUGACCCUGAAAUGCCUGUGUUCUGACUCGUGUCUGCCCGGCUGCCUCCGCCAGCGCUGGUUUGUCACCGUGGGCAUGUGACCCCUGUGGGCUUUCGCUUCUCUGCCGGCUCCUGGCAGUGGCUCGUUUAUAUGAUUCUAGCAGCUCGGGCUGUUACAUCUGGCCACGGGGGCGCUUGGGGGCUGCGCUGCUGCCACGUCGAGUUGCCUGUGAUGCAGGUCAAAGGGGUUAAGGAGGGUGAAGAAUUAAUUGCAAGGAAAUAAAAUAUUUGGAGAUAUAAGCAAGACGAAGGGCAAACAACCCAGCCCUGCCUCUGGACGUCCAGGGUAGCCCUGCCCUUCCUAUGGCCCCUUGUCAGGCCUGUGAGCGGCCCGCGUACCCCAAUAAACGCCCGUGUUUGCCUCCACUGCUGCAGGUUGUGUUUG